AUGGCGGAACAACAACUUAACGGCAACGGUAACGGCAGCACCGCCGUGACGGAGUUUCCCUGCAACGCCGAUGGCGUUUGCAUGGCGUGCAAAAAGACGCCUCUUGAAACUGACUCACUUUUCUGCAAAACUUGCGGAUCAAGAUGGCAUGUACCGUGUUUACCUGUUGUUCCGGUUAGUGUUGUUGAUUGGGAGUGUAGUGAUUGUGCUCUACCGGUUGAGAAUGCCGUUGCGUCUGCUCCGGCGCCGUCUGUUGCUGGCGAUCUUGUUUCUGCGAUACGUGCUAUUGAGAAUGAUGCUUCGCUUACUGAUGAGGAGAAGGCGAAGAAGCGUCAGGAGCUUGUUGGUGGAUCCGUGAAGCCGGUUGAGGAGAAUAACGCGACUAAGAGGAAUGGUGUGAUGGAUAUAUUUCAUAGCGGUUUGAAUUGCUCUACCUGUAUGUUAUUGCUCGAGAGGCCUGUUACGACUCCAUGUGGGCACAAUUUCUGCCUGAAGUGUUUUCAAAAAUGGAUUGGGCAAGGAAAGCGCACUUGCUCGAAUUGCAGGGCUGCAAUUCCAGCCAAGAUGGCUAGUAAUCCAAGGAUCAACGCUCAGUUGGCUAUGGCAAUUCGUAUGGCCAAGCUGGCCAAAUCAGAAACUGUUGGGGGAAGUUCUGCUCCAAAAGUUUAUCAUGUUGUUCAUAAUGAUGAGCGCCCUGAUCAGUGCUACACAACAGAGAGGGCCAAGAAAACUGGCAAGGCUAAUGCCUGCAGUGGUAAAAUCUUUGUGACAAUCCCAAAAGACCAUUUUGGACCAAUCCUUGCUGAGAAUGAUCCAAACAGGAACCGUGGGGUUCUUGUUGGUGAUACUUGGGAGGAUAGGAUGGAAUGCAGGCAAUGGGGAGCUCAUUUUCCCCAUGUUGCUGGGAUUGCUGGUCAGAGUAGUCAUGGUGCUCAAUCUGUUGCUCUUUCUGGUGGAUAUGUUGAUGAUGAAGACCAUGGUGAGUGGUUCCUUUAUACUGGUAGUGGUGGAAGGGAUCUUAGUGGUAACAAACGUACCAACAAAAAUCAGUCCUUUGAUCAGCAGUUUGAGAACAUGAAUGAGGCUUUGAGAGUCAGCUGCAAAAAAGGCUAUCCAGUUCGUGUUGUAAGGUCCCACAAGGAGAAACGUUCCAAUUAUGCACCUGAAGCUGGUGUGAGAUAUGAUGGGGUUUAUAGAAUUGAGAAAUGCUGGCGUAAAGUUGGACAGCAAGGUCACAAGGUUUGCAGGUACUUGUUUGUUAGGUGUGACAAUGAGCCAGCUCCAUGGACAAGUGACUUAAUUGGUGAUCGUCCCCGUAAACUUCCUACCAUCAAGGAAUUUAAGGGUGCAGUUGAUGUAACUGAAAGAAAGGGUGACCCAUCUUGGGACUUUGAUGAGGAAAAGGGCUGCUGGUUGUGGAAGAAGCCUCCACCACCAAGUAAGAAGCCUAUGAAUGUUGUGGAUCCUUUUGAUCCAACCAAAAUAAAAGUUGUCAAGCCAAAAGCACCAAAGGUGUCCUUCAAAAUCAAGGACAGGCUAUUGAAAGAGUUUGGUUGCAAUAUUUGCCGUAAGGUGUUGGCUUCCCCUCUUACUACACCUUGUGCUCACAACUUCUGCAAAGGUUGUCUGGAGGGUGCCUUUUCUGGCCAAAGUUAUAUCAGGAAUAGGAACACUAAAAGUGGACGUGCUUUGCGUACACAAAAGAACAUUAUGAAAUGCCCAACCUGUUCAACCGAUAUAGCUGAUUAUCUCCAGAAUCCACAGGUUAACAGGGAGAUGAUGGGUGUGAUAGAAUCACUGCAGCGUCAGGCUGAAGAGAUGGCAGAAAGUGCUGAAGAAUCAAGCAGUAAAAGUGAUGAAAAUCUGAAGCCAGAGGAGGAGAGUGAUGUUUCAAAACCCUCUGAUUCAGGUGAAGAAGUCUUGGAAGUGAUUAAGGAGAAUGAGAAGGAGGAGGAGGAGCCUCCACAGAAGAAGAGAAAAGGUGCCAGGGGCAAGGCUGUGGCGAAUGUGGAGGAACCACCUGUUGAUGCGGCAGAAGUGGCUAGCAAUGCAGUGGCUUGCAACUAA
Lathyrus sativus (Indian pea) is the source of this 2067-nucleotide messenger RNA. The record is from the annotation of a GenBank genome assembly. NCBI's taxonomy places the organism in Eukaryota, Viridiplantae, Streptophyta, Magnoliopsida, Fabales, Fabaceae.